CAUAUUGACAUCAUAUGGAGAGUAAUUGGUAGGUUUAUUUUGUUCUUUCUCCAAAUUCCAAGGAGUACAAAGUUUAAUAAUGGUUUUCUGAGUUAUGCUCAUCUAUCUUAUUCGACUAGUUAAUUAGCUUUUAAGGUUCAUACCUUCAAAAAAACAUCAAAAAAAACUCUGGACUGCGCAUACCCGACAUCAUCGUGUUUUCUAUUAACCUGUUCUUUAAAAAUGCUCAUACUCAAUGUAAUAAAGGACAUUCUCUGAAGAUCUGACAUUUCAAUGUCUGAAAAAUGUGAUCCUGGAAUGUGUGAAUGCUUACACGAAAGGGGUUGUUCCCAUAUGACAUGUUACUGGCAAGUCAUGGCCCAAAGCCAUUCAGUUUGAGCUUUUCCCAUGUUUUCAGGCUGUAUGUUAUACAAGUUUGUGCACUGUAGAACUGGUACGUCUUAAAAAAUGCAUCUCGUGUACCAAGAGUACCCUUAGAUGUAGUCCCUUUAAAAAAUCCGUCUCAUACAAUAAUUCACAAAAAAUUUUUGCAUAAAUUUGAAACAAGUGAUCUUAAAUGUGUCAUCUCAGUUGUUAUUUAGGUUAUCAGUUAUUUAGGUUAUCAGUUAUUUAGGUUAUCUCAGCUGGCUAUUUAUGGAAAACACAGGAUGCCCAAUACAAGAUCAUGACAGUAGAUUGUGUAAUAUAAUUAUUUUUGAAAAAAAUAUGUGCCUAAGCUCAUAGCUUUCAGAGUGAAAUAUCUUCUGCUCAUAAAGUGGAAGCCUCGAUGGGAACGAUGUGAAUUAGCAAGAAACUACUUACGGGUUAAGGGUGCGGCAGAAGAUACAGGAGUGUAUAUCCAGUGGACCAGCUAAAAUUUGGGGAAGAAGCCUUUUUGCUCUACAGGAAAUGUUGGGCGACGAUGGACAAAGGUACCAGGAGGCACAGCACCUUGAGAACUUCCCAAAAAAAGUGUCAGACAAGAUGAGUAGGGACCACAAACAGGAGAAUGGCAUGGAAUCAGCCUUUGCAAAUAAGCAGCUUGAAAGUCCUUCAUCUGAAGAGGAGUCACCAGCUGCUAAAAUCAGCCAGAACCCAAAAUACCAACUCUUUCUUGCUUCCGAUAAAGUUUCCAGGAAUGAAACAAAUGAAAAUGGGCCCAGAAGUUCCCAGUGGGAGAGCAGUAAUUCUAGAUUUGGGUCUAACAACCACCGUGGGUCCCUGGAGUCCUUGACAUCCCGAGACUGGGAUACUAUGUCAGACAGGUUUCAGGUGGGUGGUUUUGACAGUCCACCAAGAGUCUUCAACAGUCCCUACGCCGCUCAUUCAAUUGACCACGUUUACAGAAAUGCUGAAUACAAGGAUAUGAUGUCACCAGCCCCAUCUGAGCUCAGCGUUUUCAGUUACAACAGCAGAAGUGCCAGCCCUGUGCCCUCCCCCACGGUCUCUGCCUCCCGUGGCCGAUUCCCUGCGUACGACACUUUGACUAGGAGGCGAGAGCCCAGUACUAGUCCUUUUCUUCUGAAAACAUCAUCUCCUUAUAAACGAGAUUAUAUUGAAGAACUCACAAAGCAACUUGAUGAAAUUCAGAAGAGAAACCAGUUCCUUGAGGCUGAGAGCAUUGAGAUGGAUAAGGAGAGGAACCAAAUCCGUUUUGAAAUGCGGGGACUGCUGGUACACAAUGAAGACCUCUUUCGGACAAAUACCCAACUGCAAGUGGAGAUGAAACGAAUGAGGGAACAGAUGGCCGAAAUGGAAAUGGAGAUUUCAGCUCUGAAUGAGCGCUUACGACAGCAGGAGACUGAGUUAAAAGAAGCUAGAGAAGCAAUGGUGGAAGCCAAUACUCAAGAAUUCGCAUUUGGGUUCCUGCAGCAAGCUUUAAAGAACAAGAUACAAGAUGCUGAAGAAGCUCUUGAGAAGCAGACGAAACAUUCCCAGACAAUAUCUGAAAAGCUUUGGCAUAUGGAGAGGGAACUGGAAGAGCUUAGGAUAGAAAAAGAGAUGUGUGAUAAGAAGAAUUCAGAGCUGAGCAGCACGGUCUUCCGUCUAGAGGCAGAGCUGGGAGACGCUUUAAAAGCUGCAAGCCAGUCAGCCACAGAGCUGAGCCUCCAGCAGAAGCUGAAGAACGAAGCCCAGCUGCAGGUGGAGGAGCUGGAGGAGAGUCUGCUGGAGAGCACGCAGGAGCUGGACAAGGCCCAGCAGAUGAUCAGGCGGCUACAGGGGGAGAUUGCUGAGAAGCUGACUGACAAGGAGAAAUCUCUGGAGGAGGAGAUCCAGUUGCGGGAACGUAUCCAGCUGCAGUGCAAGCAGGCUGAUAGGACAGUAGAAGAUCAGCAGAUGGAGCUGGAGGCAAUGGCCCAAUCAAAGGAGGAAGUUAUGAAACAGCUGAAACAGACCCAGGAGAAGGUCAUUGAUCUGGAGAGUGACCUGGAAGAGCUGCUGGACAAUGAGCAGAGGUCGGCCAGCAAGUACAAAAGAGCCAGUGAACAGGCAGAACAAUUUCAGAUGAAGCUCAUUCAGGAAAAAGACCAUAAUGACCAGCUGGAAUAUGAAAAAGCCUUUCUGGAAAGAGAGAUCAAGGACCUACAGAAAGAGGUGCAGGAGCUGCAGAAAACCAAGGUUCAGGACGACAUCAUCAUCAAAUUUGAGAGCAAGAUCAAGGAUCUGGAGAACUCCCUUCGGACAGAGGAGAAGAACAAGGGCAUGCUAUCAAACAACAUUGGGAAGCUGGAAAAAAAGGUCGGUGAACUGAUGGAGCAGAUGGAGGAAGAGCGCAAGCUGGACAUGGAACAGAAGGAGCUGAUGGCUCAAAGGAUCCGCUCUCUGAAACGGCAGCUUAAUGACAGUGAGGAAGAGGCGAGUAGGAAAGACACGCAGCACCGGUACACGCUGAGGGAGCUCGCAGAGGAGCGCGAGGCCACAGCACGCCUACAGAAGCAGCUGCUGGACCAGAACCUGCAGAUGAAGCGGAAGGACUCUCUUGUAAUGAGACAGUCUCUUGAAAAUCGUAGAAUCGACCUGGAUAAAUGCGAUGAGCGGGAAAUCGAUUCCACGACGAACAAGGACUAACGCCGAAACUUUCAUUGCGAUAUAAAUGCACUUACACAAAAAUGUAAAUAUCAGUUUAAUUCGGUACAAACUCAAGCCCAGUGUUUAAACCUUUUUGUGACACAAAAGUCUGUUAGAAAGUGGCUUCGGAGACCAAUUACAAUUUAUAAGGAAUUUGUUUCCCAUGAGAUUAAUUGGACUAAACCAUGUACUGAAUGGGAUGAUAAUUAUAAUUGCUUUUGACUAAGUCUGAAGUUUUAAACAUAACUAGUUUCUUUCCAAGACAGGACAUAGCAGAAUAUACUGUAGCAAAGAUAUUACUUGAACAAUAAGCAAAUUCAUAGAAUAAAGUAUUAUUUUGAUAUGUAUUAUAUAUUAAAAUAAAAAAAUAUAAAUGAAAUGUAUUUAUAUUAAAGAAACAUUUAAAGGUGUUUUAUACUGACAUAUUAAAUAUAGAUUUAAUAUAUUUUAUAUAAGUAAAACAGAUAUAUUACUGUUAUAUACAAAUUUUAAUCGGUUUUGAAGGUAAAUUUCAGAUCUCUGAAUCUAUUCUAUGGGCAUUGUCCUGGAGACAUUGUUUUGUCAGAAAAGUCUGUGCCACUCAUUUAGAAGAGGUCUUUUUGGGGAAACGUAAGCUGGAAUAGGUGCUUUUGCUGAAGAUGCCAUAGUGACGAACUUGGAUAUUUGGAUGGGUUAAGCCCCCCGGAAUGUAAAUCAAAUUGUCACUGUAACACUAAAUGGGGAUUUUCUAUUGUUUAUAGUUAACACCUUUGAUGGUUAUUAGAAGGAAGUGUGUGUAUGGUGUUAAAGCAAGAAAAUCAUAUUAAAAGAAAUAAAAUAUAUCUAAUUUUUGGAA
This is a messenger RNA of Brienomyrus brachyistius, 3883 nucleotides long. RefSeq names its product cingulin-like protein 1. Gene Ontology annotation, cellular component: myosin complex. Bases 889 to 3048 code for a protein of 719 amino acids. The record is from RefSeq and is a predicted model, not a curated record. The transcript is spliced from 17 exons. Lineage: Eukaryota; Metazoa; Chordata; Actinopteri; Osteoglossiformes; Mormyridae.